CUACGUUUUACGCAAAAUGUCAUGGUUUUCGUACACCCUGGCUGUUCUAGUUGCGUGUAUUUCAUACAUGGCCUAUCAGAAGUAUGUCAACGUUCACACAAGUAUUAUAAAGAAGCCAGACAAACGGUAUGACUAUAUCAUCGUAGGAGCAGGAACGGCAGGGUGUGUACUAGCGGCGCGACUCAGCGAGGACCCCACUGUGAAGGUGCUGCUGCUGGAAGCCGGUGGUCACAUGGGCUACUUCACCAGGGUCCCGCUCACGUCCACGGCGGCGCAGCAGGGACCUAACGACUGGUCUGUGCACGCCAGGCCGCAGAAGUACUCGUCAUUUGGGAUGUUCGCUCAGACGCCAAUUAUCCCACGAGGCAAAGGUCUCGGUGGUUCUGGUCAGAUCAACUUCCUGCUUCACGGAUUUGGUUUAUCUGAGGACUACAGCAGAUGGGCUCAGCUUGGGUUCGAUGGAUGGACACUUAAAGACUUGAAACCUUACUUUAACAAAGCAUUUGGUACAAUGGAAAGUGAAUUCGAUUCCCCAUGCUUAGCAACGGGGCUAUGUGAUGAAAGCCAAACACCAAUGCAUCUCAAGCAAAUAGAUUCCGAUAACGAGUUGAUGCAAGUGUUCAAAAGAGCAUCCGCUCGCCUCGCAGACCGACACACGGUGUUCAGAAAGGCCACCGCCACCAUCAGAGAUGGGAGAAGACAUCAGGCAUUCGAUGCGUAUCUCAAACCAGCUUUAAACAGACCUAAUCUACAUGUUAUGUUGAAGACACAAGCCAUAUCCGCGAGGUUUGAAAAAAAAGUCGCAGAGUCGGUUUAUAUCCUGGAGGACCAUAAGUAUCUCAAUAACAUAUUUGCUGACAAGGAAAUCAUAUUAAGUGCUGGAGCCAUUAAGACUCCACAAAUACUGAUGCUCUCCGGGAUUGGACCCAAAGAUUUAUUGCGAAGGCUCAAGAUAGCCCCGAUAUCAGAGAACCCUCACGUGGGCAGGAACUUCCACGAUCACAUGAACGUACCGCUCUACGUGAGUAUCAAGAAGCCGCUCAGCAUCACGCUCUCCAAGGUGUUCACUCUCACGACUGCUUGGGAUUACUUCUGGAAUGGUCAAGGGUUGCUCUCGUUUCCUCCUGUGGCUGGUGUAGAGUACAAGAACACAUCAGCUCUGAUGCUGUUCUCCAUGGGGUCCACCAGUGAGCGGCUGCUAAGAGAACUCUCGAACUACAGGCCCCAGGUGUUUCGCGACAUUUUUCCAUUCCACAACGACUCCCACAAAGAGGGGUUUGUGUUCCUGGCGACAUGUGUACAGCCGAGGAGUAGAGGCAGCGUGACCGUCAAUGAUGUCAGCACUACAGUUCCUGUGGCUGUCAACCCUAACUACUUACACCAGGGAUGGGAUGUGCAGUGUAUCAUAAAAGCAAUUCGUCGUGCGGAGCGCCUGCUCAGCACGAAGCCGUUCCGAGAGAUCGGAGCGAGGCUGCACUGGCCCCGGCCGGAACGUUGCCUGUCUCUGUGGAGAUACUCCAGGCAGGAACAGCUGGCUGUGCAGAAGAGAAGGAAAAAGUCAUCAAGCCAGUCUGCUGAUUAUCCUGUCAGAAGUCCACCUGACGAGUACCUGGAGUGUGUGAUCCGGGAGACGGCAGUGACUGGCCACCACGCUAGUGGGACCUGUUCUGGAGGGACCGUAGUGGACAGCAGCCUGAGGGUGAAAAACGUUUCUGGCUUACGUAUAAUGGAUGCAAGUGUACUGCCAUCCCCUCUGUCACUAUAUCCCAACUCUGUUAUCAUUGCCAUGGCGGAAAAAGCAGUGGACUUAAUAAGGAAUAAUACUUAAAACAAAUAUUAUUUUUACUGUUGUUAAUUUAAGUGUGCGAAUUAAAUUUUGUUCAUAAAC
This is a messenger RNA of Leptidea sinapis, 1888 nucleotides long. It is a transcript of the gene ninaG, whose product is annotated as neither inactivation nor afterpotential protein G. The record is from RefSeq and is a predicted model, not a curated record. Bases 17 to 1828 code for a protein of 603 amino acids. Lineage: Eukaryota; Metazoa; Arthropoda; Insecta; Lepidoptera; Pieridae. Gene Ontology annotation, molecular function: oxidoreductase activity, acting on CH-OH group of donors; flavin adenine dinucleotide binding. The transcript has 11 exons.